AUGUAUCCGUAUGGUCCAGUCCUUAGUCGGCUUCGAUUCCCUCUCUCAUGUCACGUCACGUUGUGUUUGCUGGCACUUCUCCACCUGGUCGUUCCCUGUUCAGUGUCGGUGAGUUCCGAAUACAGCGUAGUUUCAGACGAAAUAAAAUCCCCCACGAUCCUUAGUCCCGGGUCCGGUGGUGAAGAGGGGAGGGGGCGAUUCCAAUGCGUGAUGGCAACUGCCGUGCGGGUUCCAUGUUGUCUUUCCUGCAGCUCCAUCUCGUUGUAG
This is a messenger RNA of Colletotrichum abscissum, 267 nucleotides long. RefSeq lists its product as uncharacterized. The record is from RefSeq and is a predicted model, not a curated record. The coding region runs from base 1 to 267 and encodes 88 amino acids. Lineage: Eukaryota; Fungi; Ascomycota; Sordariomycetes; Glomerellales; Glomerellaceae. The transcript has a single exon.